Thamnophis sirtalis is the source of this 1824-nucleotide messenger RNA. It is a transcript of the gene NOPCHAP1, whose product is annotated as NOP protein chaperone 1. Gene Ontology annotation, biological process: box C/D snoRNP assembly. NCBI's taxonomy places the organism in Eukaryota, Metazoa, Chordata, Lepidosauria, Squamata, Natricidae. Gene Ontology annotation, molecular function: box C/D methylation guide snoRNP complex binding. The record is from RefSeq and is a predicted model, not a curated record.
CACUAACCGCGAGCGGGACUCCUAUCGGGCUGAAUGGCGCAGAGUGGCGACAACGCGGGUCCCGAGAUAUCUCGGGUGCUUCUUUCCGUGGGAGGCGGAGGAGGUAUCAGCGAAACACUUUUGCUCAGUCCAAAACAUGCUAAAAAGAAAGACACAACCUUACAGACCACCAGGCUGCCCAGGAGCAACAUUUUGGAUAAGGUGCAGAAUUUUCUACCCCAGAUGGCUAGUGCAAAUAGUCAGUUGAGAAGAGAAAUGGACAGCAAACCUGGCCAAGAAUUUGACAUUGAACAUGUAGAUCCUUCGAUGGAAAACAUAAUUGAAAUGAAUGUGGCCUUAGUAGAACUGAAUGACUGUGAUACAACAGAAUCAGAAGAUGAUUCGGAAUGUGAGGAGAGCUCUACCUGUGAAGAAGUUACCGAAGAAAAUAUUAAGUUUCCUUUGUCAAAAAGAGAAGGACGAAUAGAAAUGUUGGACGAUAAAAACUGAGUAGGGGAAUUAGCCUUAUUUUCUCGCCAUUUCAAUAUCUACAUGUAAUCCUCAUUUUUUCAAGGCCUCUGGGAAAAUUGUGCUGUGUACUAAUAAGCUUGUGUACUUGAUAUAUGGAAAGGUGUCAAAAGAAAUCUGUUGUAGGUCUGCUAUCAAGUCAGAAGAAAUGAAUGAGGAUUACAUUUGCACAAUUGAGGGGAAAGCAGAAAGAAUAAUUGGACCAGACAGAAACAAAAGAAUUAAUAGCUAUGAACUAUUUAAUCUGUAAUAACAUUAUAGAUUAAUACAAACUUUUGGGUUACAUAGAGAUCAAAGAAAGUGUCUGUGGAAAACAGAUAAUUUACUCUAGAUUGUUUCAAUUACCAAGUAUUUGGGCUGGUGGCCCACUGUUGUAUGUUAAUAGUAGUGGCCUUCCAAAUGAGCGACAUUCCUAACUCCAGGUCAUGUCGGGAUUCAAGCUCAUUUGUUUGUUAUUCAUCUUGCACGAACUGUCCUUUAAGUUCAAGGUGAAAGAAUUGUGUUAGACUGAAAUACAUUUUUAUUGAUAAGCGGCAUUCAUAAUCGAUAAUGAGGAAUGCCAUUGGGAAUCCAGUAUAUUUUAAAGCUCCAAAAUAGGCUACAAAUCAAAUUGGGAGUUCAAAUUUGGAGUUUAUAAUCCCAGCCAGUUUGAGAUCAUGUUACAUCUUUGAAAUUAAAAUAUGCCUUGUAUUCUUAUAAAGUUUAUUUAAGAUGAAUAAAUUUUUUUAAGGUACCCCGUAUUUGCUUUAUACUGUAAAAGGCAUCAACUUGCAAGAUACAUGCAAAUUUUAGCUGAAAUUAGUUUCAUAUCAUUCUUAUGGAUAAUUUGUUACCAGAUCAUAUAUUCCACUAAAUAAGAUCAUCUUGUUUCUGAAUAAAUAAUAAUUGAGCUGUUAUUGCUAACUUGACAAUGGGGUUGGAUGGAAAUCAGGAAUGUUUGACAUGAAAAGUCAAAUAGGCUGAACGUUCUGGAAUUAGCAACUAUUACUGGCCCCAUACUGUAUAUGUUAGAUUAUGGUCCGUAACCUUCAGAGAAGAGGACAUCAUGCAGUGUAUUGAUUUGAGUUGAUAAUAAUACUUGUAAUGCAUAAAUUUAGGUGCCCUUGUACAACCCACCAAAGAUUUCUAUUUAUUUUCCAUAGUAUAUUCCUGGAAAGCUUACACAUAGGACACAAAUGGCAAAAUAUAUUUCUGUUUAGAGAGCAGCUAUCUGUUUUGAGACGAACACUGCCAUACUCUUUCUAUUCACUGUAUUUUAUACCACAAUGUUGUGUGUUGUUUUCAAUAAAUAUUUUGCAAUUGCAAGUAGUAAAUAUA